AUGGAUGCUGAGGGCCCCCCUUCUUGGCCCCAGCUGCUGGGCCUCCGCCAUGCUCGGGCUGAGGAUGGAGAUCUGAUUCGGGGCUUUGCCCUGACUCUCACUGGCAGAUGCUACCUUGGUUUUUCACUCUCUCGUGGCCUUUGGACAUUGAGUUUUUGUAGAAAUGCUGACCACAUUGCAAAUGGAACUCUCUGCCCAGAAGACACAUGGAUUUUUGCUUUUCCUUCUUUGACAGUUGACUCUGUCUUAGGGACUGACCCUCCAGCAUCAAAGAAAUACGUAUCCACCAAAGUUUGUGAUGCCUGCAUAGAUGCUUACUUGUAA
Pipistrellus nathusii (Nathusius's pipistrelle) is the source of this 324-nucleotide messenger RNA. NCBI's taxonomy places the organism in Eukaryota, Metazoa, Chordata, Mammalia, Chiroptera, Vespertilionidae. The record is from the annotation of a GenBank genome assembly.